Triticum turgidum subsp. durum (durum wheat) is the source of this 462-nucleotide messenger RNA. NCBI's taxonomy places the organism in Eukaryota, Viridiplantae, Streptophyta, Magnoliopsida, Poales, Poaceae. The record is from the annotation of a GenBank genome assembly.
AUGUAUGCUGCAGACAAGGUCGGUCGUGCUGUGAGCACCGCUAUCUAUUUCUUGCUUCCUUCAGGGAGUGUUUCACAUCUGCAUCGUAUUCCUUGUGCUGAAACCUGGCAUUUCUACAAGGGAGAGCCUCUCACGGUCUUCGAGCUACACGACGAUGGCCACAUUGACCUCACCGUAAUUGGUCCGCACCUAGACGCUGGGCAGCGCCCCCAGUACACCGUGCCACCAAAUGUGUGGUUUGGAUCUUUCCCCACGUUGGAUGUCGAGUCGUUUGCAUCUGAUGGCAGCCAUCUUGUCAACUCUCGGAAGCGAGAUCCCGAGAAGCACUACUCCCUCGUUGGCUGCACUUGUGCCCCUGGCUUUGAGUAUGAGGAUUUUGAAAUGGCCUCUUUUGAUGAUGUGAAGUCUAUUGCCCCGAAGGCAGAACCCUUCCUCAACUACCUUAUUCCUUCCAAGAAGUAA